Messenger RNA from Cuscuta europaea, 2175 nucleotides. NCBI's taxonomy places the organism in Eukaryota, Viridiplantae, Streptophyta, Magnoliopsida, Solanales, Convolvulaceae. The record is from the annotation of a GenBank genome assembly.
CGAGUCUAAAAUAAAUAGGCUUGAAUUGAGCUUGUUAAAUACUCAAGUCGAACCAAAUUCAAAUCGAGCGUAAUAUGAUCGAACUCGAGUCGAGCUUUUCCGAACGAUCCACGAACCGCUCGCGAACGGCUUGACUCAUUUGCACCCCUAGUUGUAUUUAACACCUUCCAUUAACGGUUGCCGGGGGCUGUUUUUAUUUUAUUUUAGAGACGGAGCGAGACACAGAGUACAAGAUGCUUCUGACAAAGAUUUUCCAGCUGAUAUAAACGAUCACCUUUUGAGAGAAUCAGUUACAACUGUUGUCCGUAUGUGUUUUCGGCCCUCAUGAAUAGUGGAAUCAGUGGGCCUUUUUUAUCAUACAAAGGCAUUUGCCGUUGCAGAGGUUUCUCAGCAGCCAGCAGUCAUCCUUAUUCAAAACUUGAACGCCAUUGACGUUUGAGAACACUCACAUGGAAGCUCCGGAGAUCUCACUGCAAUGGUUAAGGCCACUUGUAGAAUCCAAGACUUGGGAUUACUGUGUUGUUUGGAAAUUGGGCAGUGAUCCUUCAAGGUUUAUUGAGCUGGUGGGGUGUUGUUGUUCUGGUGCAUAUGGGAUUCUAGGCAAUGUCAAGGAAGAAGAUAAAGUGGAGCAGGGUUUGGCUCAUCUGUGCAGGGAUGUUCAUAUUCAGCACUGUGUCUCAACAAUGGCUUGUGAAGCACUUGCUGCUUUCCCUUAUUCAAUUUCCUUGUAUUCUGGGAGUAGAGGAGAAGUAGUAAUGAUGAACGAAACCCAAUGGUUAAUCCAUGGAGAUGCAUCAGGUUCAAAGCCUUCAGAUGAGUUUAUUACUGGCACUCGGGUUUUGAUCCCCAUCGUCGGUGGUCUUGUUGAGCUCUACAAUUCAAGGCUGAUUCCAAAGGAUCAGAAGACAAUAGAGUUUGUUCGCAAUAGGUUCAAGAUCUAUGUACAAGGCAGUGUGAAUAGAAAGCAGUCAAAGCACCUUUACAAUACGAGAAAAGAACAUAAAGAUCUUCAUGAAAUUCCCAACCAGUGGCCAAGUAGCUGUUUGGCUCCUCUUCAUCUUGGUUCACACUAUCUUUCUCAAACACCUGAACCCUAUAGUGGCCCAAGCUUACAAGGAUCAUCUACCGGCUCUACUCCUGCAACAACUGAACUCACUCAAUGUGAUUCACCAUUUGAUCAGUCGGUGGACCUGUUCGAGAAGAAGCUCAAUUUACACUUCAAUCAUUUUCCUGCCACAAUGAAAAGCAAUGUUUCGUCACCGACUUGCAUUAACAAUGACAUUGCUAAAAAAAGGCAAAGAGGACAACACUGUGCGAAGAAUCUUGUGACAGAGAGAAAAAGAAGAAACAAAAUCAAAGAUGGGCUCUAUGCUCUAAGGGCUAUAGUUCCCAAGAUCACUAAGAUGGACAUGGCUUCAAUAGUUGGAGAUGCUAUUAAUUACAUAAUGGAACUUCAGGAGAGCUUGAAGGAACUUGAGAAUGAGCUCAAUCAAAUUGAUACAGAAGAUGUCAUUCAGGAAAGAGACAAACAUAUGACCCCUGAGAAAAGACAGAGUCCAUGCAACAUCAAUAACAAGGUCCAUGUGGAGGUCAACCAGAUUGGUACAAGUGUUUUCAUGCUUAGAUUCAUGGGAAAACAUUGCAGGGGUCAAUUCUCAAGGAUGAUGGAAAUUAUGGAUUCACUAGGACUUCAAGUACUUGAAGCUAAUGUUACCACAUUCAAUGGAUUAGUCUUAAGCGUCUUCAGAGUCGAGGUUAAGGAUCAAGCAGAUGGAGCAUACGAUUCACAAAAGCUAGAAUAUGUGUUGGUUCAGCUAACAAAUUGGGAGUGCUAAACAAUGUACAGCAACUGAUCUGCAAAUCAAAGAAUACCUCUCUAGUUCAAACUGCAUGUCCAAUGCACAUCAUGCCUUUGGUCUGAUUUAUUUCUUACAUUAAUUUUAGUAUGUUAGUAGUUUUCGAAGUACAUAUGAUGUUAUGUAGAUUGAGUUCAUCUGUGGAUGUUAAGGAAGAAGAAAAGACAAACUUCUUUGGCAGUUCACAGGCUUACUCCUUUGCUUUAAUCUAAAGGCAUAUAUGUCUUCGGUGACCAUUCUUGAUCAAGUACGUGUUUUCUAGCAGAAAACAAACUGCUCUUAUUGCUCAUAGCUAAAUGUCAUUUAAUAUGUCACACAA